GGAAGGGGCGGGGCUAUGAGUACGACGUCCGUGCGCGAUCUCGCGAGAGCAGCAGACGGCGGAAGUACAGUCUGCAGGAUGCGGUUCCUGGUUGCGUUGGUCCUCCUGAUGGUUGCAGCGGCGGAAGACAGGGAGCCCACUUCUCCGUCACCCACUCAGAAGAACAUAACGACUACAGAAAGAGUCUCCACCCAGUUCUCCCCCAGCCUCCUGCCUCAGAAUGAUUCACAGGCUCCGACACAGCUCAUGGCUGUCAGCUCUGCUGGGUCAGACUCACAGCAAGACUCCACAGGAGACAACUCAAACCAGUCAAAUGAGGGCCACCAGUUCACGGGAAACAGUCCUGGCAAGUCAAAUGAGGACCACAAGUCCACGGGAAACAGUCCUGGCAAGUUGAAUAAGGAGCACCAGUCCACAGAAAACAGUCCUGACAGGUUGGUUAAGGAGCACGAGUCCACGGGAAAAAGUCCUGGCAACUUGGUUAAGGAGCACGAGUCCACGGGAAAAAGUCCUGGCAACUUGGUUAAGGAGCACCAGUCCACGGGAAACAGUCCUGACAAGUCAGAUAAGGAGCACCAGUCCACGGGAAACAGUCCUGACAAGUCGGAUAAGGACCACCAGUCCACGGGAAACAGUCCUGACAAGUCGGAUAAGGACCACCUGUCCACGGAAGACAGUUCUGAACCUGAAGGGGGCUCUCCACCCAAAGAAGAGAAGGAAAUGCCUGGCCCUGCCUCUGGAGAGAACCUUGAAGGGACACUUUUGGAUUCCAUAAAUAGGAAGAAGGAUGACCUUUAUAAGGACAAUCUUGGAAGUGCGGAGAGCAGUCACUUCUUUGCAUAUCUGGUGACUGCAGCCAUUCUUGUUGCUGUUCUCUAUAUUGCCUAUCACAACAAGCGGAAGAUUAUUGCUUUUGCCCUGGAAGGAAAAAAAUCCAAACUUACUCGGCGGCCUAAGGCCAGUGACUACCAGCUUUUGGACCAGAAGAUUUGAUCUUUCUGUUUUUGAGAACCUCGUCCUCCCUGCUGAUUUGUUUCUAAAUCAAGAUAAAUGAAGAUAAAAGUACUGUGAACUAAGAGAUACCCUCUAGGGUUUGGUGGCAAGUCCGGGCUGGCAGACAUGGGGGGGUGGGGAGCAUGGCUUUGGUUUUUGCACCGGCACUUUAGUGACCCUGUGCUCCUUUGUUCCCAUUAUUUACGCUGGUGUCUUCCAUCCUUUCCCCGUCUUAGUAUGAGUAGAAGGAGCGAGCAGGUGGGAACCCAGUUUUGACCAAAUGGAGAUCCCAGCCCCUGGCGGGCUAGUGCUGCUGACCGCCCUGGGCGCCUUGGGCCUCGGCUCUAUCGUGAAAUUACCCCUAGAAAGUAGCAUUGCACUCGCCACUAUUUAUUUUUGCAGACCUAGGAGAAAACUCAGCUGCUUGAGGUACUUUCCACCAGGGCCUCUUACUUUAGGGGCUGUGCCCUACACGAGAUCUACAAGGUGAAUGCUGAUGGGCAAAAAGCUACAUUGAACACAUAAUUCUUUUCAAAUGCUUCAGCAGUAAACCAAAACAAUAGCUUAAAAAAAUGCUUUACUGCCUGCAGGUUCAACCCAUCUAGCACAUUUUCAUAUUAUGUAAGACAAAGUGAGUCAGCUUCCAUUUGGUUGUACUGAGUAUAAAACUGAACUUGGGGCUUCUGGGAGUAGAGCUGUAAAGCCACUGUUCCCAUUGCAGAUUUUUAGAAAUAAAGUUGUGAUUAUUGAA
This is a messenger RNA of Myotis brandtii (Brandt's bat), 1744 nucleotides long. RefSeq names its product trans-golgi network protein 2 (gene TGOLN2). The coding region runs from base 16 to 993 and encodes 325 amino acids. The record is from RefSeq and is a predicted model, not a curated record. The transcript is spliced from 4 exons. Gene Ontology annotation, cellular component: trans-Golgi network transport vesicle; trans-Golgi network; endosome. Lineage: Eukaryota; Metazoa; Chordata; Mammalia; Chiroptera; Vespertilionidae.